UUUGGGGGAGGCGAUUGUGUGUUUAGACGCUGGGAGCCGUGGGGGGAGGCAGACGUCGACCUAAGACGAGUUGCAAUCGAGGUAUCUCCGCUCCGGCUUCCUCUUCUGCCCGGCGACCCCCUCCCCCCGGAGCUGAGCUGGGGAAGGGAAACCAGGAUUUUAACCACAUUAGCAUUCACAUUCCUGGGAGGAUGCAGCCCUCGUCUGGACCUGAGUGAUAGAAGCUAUUUUCUCUGUUUUUAUUUUUGGAGGGGAGCGCCCUGUAAUUGUCCUGAACACAUGCUUCUCGCCCCACACCCCCGGCUCCAGCCACCAACGAAAGAGAGUCCCCCUUUUUUGCAUUUAUCUUUUCCUUCCCCUUUCUUUAUUAAAGGUCCGGGAGUGGUGGUGACCAAUCAGAGCGCGGCUUCCAUUUUGUGAGUUCAACUCGGAGGCUCCAGGGCUUCGCGAGGACGCGUUUGCAGCCCCCUCUGCCUCUCCUCUCGGGCGGCUCAGGCGAACGAACCGUCUCGUUGGGGCUUCGUGGUCGUGUAUUUCAUAUUGGGGCUCUUUUCGGGGUUUGUAAUUUGGCCGUGGGUAGGUAAUUGGCUGGAGCAGGGCGGCAGGGCGCGGCAGCCAAUCAGCGCGUGGCUUCUAUAGGGCUUGAGUUAUUAGACGCUGAUCUCAAAACAUCCUUCAUCAGACACCAAGGAGAGGCCAACAGAUGAGGGGAGCCAUUUUUCUGCAAUGGAAUUAAAUGGCCAAGUGUGUUUUUCCUUUGUUGCAAGUGGGGAAUGUUUUUCCUUUGACUCCACCAUCCAGUUCAGGACGCCUGAAUGUGUUGUUUAACAUUUGUCAACAGGCUAAAGGACUCACUAUUGGAAGAAUGAAGAAGACCUUUUAAAAAGAUCUGGAUUUUUCCUUAUGACUUGGAAUCCAUCUUUGUCUUGUAUAACUAGGUCAUAGCACACCAUUAAUGUCAGCAGUUAACAGUUUUGAAUUCCAAAAAACCUAAAGCAGUAAACAGUCCUCUGCGAAGCCGACUUUUUGCCAACCCAACACUGGAAAAUGCAGACGUGGAAGGAAGCAGAAAAUGCCAUGAGAGUAUAACUUACAAAAAGGUUCUUGACCGGAGAAGGGGCCAUGUCUUGGUACCCCAGCAGAGUGGACAAUCCUUUCUUCUGGACAGCAGGAGCAGGCCUAGUGUGACUGACAGUCCUCCCACUGAGGUAGGUGAGAACCCUUUCCCAGGCUGUGAGGGCGAUUUGGGGGCUUUGGCCUGACGCCCGGGGAGGGCGGGUUGGGAUCCCCAAACCCGCUGGGCUGGUUCUGCGGCCCCUCCCCCACACAGAUGCGGCGACUGUGUGUGAAAUGGGCGGCCUGCUGGGUCUAUCCAGCCCCUCCUGUUAGCUUCUGUUGUCAGGCAUUUGGGGCGUGCAACUCUGCUGAAUUUAGCAGCUAACUAGAGGCUGCACUUGCAAGUAUUCCCCAGUUGUGUGUUUGUGGUGGGGGGAGGGCCUUGGAUGCCUCUUGCUUCUGAGAUGUCCUGGCCGCAGCCCCCUCUUCCUGCCUUCAAUAUGAGCCACCUCUGAUGUCUGGUUGCUAGUGAGAUGAAGAAGAAACAGGCAUGAGAUCUGGGCCAGCCUUCCCGGAGGUUUCCGUGACUCUUCCUGCCCUUUCCAGGGUAUCCUCCUUGCUCCCCAAUGGGCAGGCAUGUGUAACCUGAUUUCUAGUGUGAAACCUCUAUGGCUAUUUACCAGCUGUUACCUUGCAUGAGUUACAGGGUCUCUGAGUCCCAUUUUCUCCUCCACAAAAGUGGGGCUAGAUCACGGCUUCUCAAACUUUCCGAAGGUGCCAGAAUCCCGCAGGAGAUUCAUUAAAACCAACUGUCCCCGGUCUUUGGAUUUCUGGUUCAGGUGGAGUGUGAGAACUUGCACUUCCAACAAGUUCUCAGCCAACAUGUUUUGAGACCCUCUGUGCUAGGCAGCACCUGGGGUGUUGAGGUGCCUGGCAGGUAGCAGUUGUUCAGUGGGUGCAGCUGUAUUCUAAUACCAGCUGACCUUGGUUGUCAGCCCUCCUAACCGUCCUGGAAGCUCCACGGCUGGAGAUGGUGUGCUCCUGAUCUCUGACCCCUGCUUUAGUCUGUGAUGACCCAACCGAUUGGGUCCAGGUGCCUCUGCUCUUGGCCCCUGGCUUCCAAAUUGAAGCAGCCCUGCCCUUCCCCCACCCCUGUGUGCCGGCUAAACUGACUUGGGGAAUCCUAUGAACUUAGUUGUAGGCAUUUUGGUACUUAAUCAGGGGAGGCUCUAAGACAGCCGUAGGUUGGAAUCUGGAUGGUGCGGGUGACCUUGAGCAAGCAUCUCCCCUGUGAAAUGAUAGUAAUGAUGCAUGCUGGAAAGGCCAGUCAGUGGGAGGAAAGGGGGCCGUCCUCCCCAGCCAGCUUCACAAUAUUCAGCCUCCAUUGUGAUCUGGGUUGUUGCUGGGAGUGGCUGCCUCGUGGGGGUUGGGCUGCCUCCAGAGCUCCUCCCCUGCCAGCCCACCUUUUAAAGCACGUGGGGACUCCUCCAGGCAGAGUGAAAAAUGUUUUCCUUAGGAAGGCUGCCUGCUAGUCUCUGGUAGAGCCGGGCUGCUGGUAGAAACCUCUGAUAGGAUCAUGAUUUGGAGUCACCCACCAAUGGCCCAGAGAAAAGUGACUUACUUGCCUAGGGUCAGGAGGCCACUACUGGCUCAGCCAGGAUGGGGUUCCAGGUGUCUUGACUCUCAGCCCAGUGCUUGGGCCCAUGGCACCCUGUCGCCCCAGCUGUCUGGGUUAUUUUGGGCUCCCUCUGGUGCCAGCUGUCUGGCAUCACUGCCCAAGAGCUGUCUGGUUGGAAGUAGCCAGCACAGUGCUGUUGGCUUCUCCUGGUGAGGGUCGGGUGGGUCUCCAGUCCCAGAUGAGCUGCCCUUGAUCCCUCUCCUUUGCUGGGAGUGGGGCUGUAUCCCACUGGUCCCAUUCUAAUUCUAAAUUUUUGUUAAAGAGACCAGUGCAAGGACCAGGCUGUGCCCCACUGGUCCUACCCCCCAGCCCUAGUGAAGGAAGAGACUAAAAGUGCUUUGACGAAUUUGCUGUAGUUCCCAUUGAUGCCCAUACCAUAGUCACUUAAAUGAUAACCUCACUGAAUUCCCUUGACUCACUGGGGUCUUUACUUCCCCCUGAUUCAGAUGCCUAAAUGAUUGAUUUAUGUCUUCCCCUUCCAGCUGGCCUAACAGCCAGUCCUUCCACUCCUACCCUUGGACCCUCACAAAGCAAGAAGGUGCUAAACUAUAGUCUGGAUGUGAUUCUUGGAAGGUAGAGAUGGCUCAGAGCAACGUGGAAGGAUUGUGCCUCUCUCUGCUUCUGACUUUCCAGUACCUCCCUCUUCUUUCUUUGUCCCCACCUCCCUUCCCCUGGGACAUGGAGGGGCGGGGCAGCCUGUCCUCCUAUCAUUCUCCUGGCUCUAAGAGAGGUGCUCCACCCACAGUCACCCAAUGAGCUAGGGGCGGGCCUGCUCCAAGCAAGCCGGAGAGAAAGCCACGCCAGCGCCAGCGGAAGGGUUUCCGGGGCUGGGAGGAGGCUGGACUAACCUUACUACUGAGAGGAUAGUGUCCCACCUCUUCCGGUCCCUGCACCAGGAGCCCUAGUGCUGAAUAUGACCUUUUAGACCCUCACCUUAGAGACCGAUGACAUGUAGCUGCCUGGACUGGGGAGAAUGACAUCCCACCAUAUAGGAUCUCUUGACCCCAAUGCUUUCUCCAGCCAACUUGUGACUACCUUUCACUUCCUGCCUAUGUGAACUGGAAGGAGGAAGUUAGAAGGUAACCUGAGUUCUUUCUAAAUUUUUGUUAAAGAGAGGGAAUCUCACUUCAUUGCCCAGGCUGGCCUCAAACUCCUGGGCUUAAGUGAGCCUCUGCCUCAGCCUCCCAAGUAGCUGGGACCAUAGGCACAUGCCACCUUGGCUUAUGAGGGGAGCAUUUUGUACUCCAGAGGUGACCUACCCAUCCUCCACCUGCCCUCUAAUGCUUAUAGGCUGCUGAGGCCUAGAGGGAGUCCUUUAGCCAGGUGGAUAGACAGCCUGCUUCUCCCAGGUAUCCUGGCUUGGCCACCUGGAUUCUCUGGGCCCUCCGGAAGUAGCUUAAAGCUCCUGUCUUUGGGCUGGGGGUGCUGGGAUCUUUAUCUUCCAUUGUUAUUUAAUCAUUGGGUGGUUAAACAAUUUAUGGUGCCUCAACACCCAGGGAAGUGGGUGCCCCAUCCUAACUUGGACUGGCUGGACUUUGCCCUGAAAGAUCAAAGUGGAUCAGCAACCUCCACAACCCUACAGAGGCCUCCUUGUGGCUACAAAGGCCACCUGGUAUCUCCUUGGGGCUUCUGUGUCCCCCAGCUCUUGCAGCAAGAAUCAGCCUAAAGAUUUUUUUCUUUCCCUCCUAAAACUCUCCAGGAAUUCUUGGUGAGCGGGAGAUUGACUUGGGUCUGGGUCCUCAGAACAUCUUGCAGGUGAAGGAGCAGGCCUCUUGGGUGGGUGUGCCCAGCUCUGCAGCUGGCUUAGCCUGGCAGGCCUCCUCUUAGGAAGUUCUGAGCAGCUGGCUAGGCUCCUGGGUAUUUUUAGCUACAUAUCCAGCCCCACCAUUACCAUGAGUCCUGGGUCCAAAUCAAACACGCUCCAGGCUGGAUGGGGCUGGGGCUCUGCCAGCCUUCUGACCAGGCAGGGGUGGGUGGGUAGGCAGGCAGUCUCAGGCCAGUGGCAGCUGUUCUCCCUGGGCCCAGGCAGGAGAAUGCUGGUAUUUGCUCCUUUCCUCCCUUGCAUUUUGUGCAGGCUUGCUCUGUUGCAGAGAUCAUAGCCACAUUUCUAGGACAAAGAGUGGAUGAAGGAUGAAGAUACUGAGGUCUGAGGAUGUUGAGAAAUGUCAGCAGCCCUCCAUGGUGUGUAUUGUUAACCAGGUGUUAUGAGCCUAAGUGAGUUCUCUCUUCCUGUCCCUAUCUUUCCCUGAGCUUCAGGGUGCUGGGUGCAGCUGGAGGGGAGAAGCCUGGGGCCCCUGCAAAGGUAAGUGGUUCUCACCUCACCCCCUACUCCCCAAACUCACUGUUCAUGGCACAGUUACUCCAUCCUUGGUUGGCCCCCUCUUCCCCUGACAACCUUAGGGUGCCACUGAGAGACUGGCACCAGAUCCAGCCCUGCGUUGCCAGCAAGCUGGCUCCUUCCUGGUCACCCUGGGAUAACUCAGGCCUAGUUGUGGUUGGACUCCUCCCUUGUGCAGGAGCCUCCUUCCAACAUCCCCCUUGAGCCUGGCAGUCAGGCCCUGCAGCAUUGAACCCCUGUUACUUGUCCAUGUGGUUUGGGUACUAACCCUUGAAAAUGGUUCACCUGUGGCCCACUCCAAAGCCUCACCUGGUUGUCUCACUCCCCGGCCACUGCAGAACCUGAGGCUUUCCUAGUUACAGUGCAUUUGCCCAGGCAGAGUAUCUAGCCUACCAUCCAGCACUGCCCAGCUUAGUUCAAAUGCCAACCACCUCAGCUUUCCCUGGGACCUUGACUGUGCUCUCUAAAUUGCUCACAUCUCCCAAACCCCAUCAGACUGCUUCCCCAAGACUGAGCUCUUAUGAGGCAGGAACCCAAUUGCCUCUCAAUAAACAUGUUGCAAAAAAAAGGAACGGAUGAGUCUCUGUAAAUUUGUCUUGUGGGUCCUUGACACAGAAGAUGCUCCUCUGCCCGGUGACUGGCCAGAGGUCUUCCACCUAACACCCUGGGUGGAUGCUGGCGCCGGCACCGCCCUCCCUGGCUCUGGCUGUUGUCUUGGUUUCCACCAGUAGUUGCUGCUGCUCCCUGGUGGCCAGAACUUGCCUAGCACCUACUGGAACUGAGCUAGCACUUAGGAGCUACUAGGUUGGCAAUUUACCAUUUACCUCCACAAAGUGAAAUUUACUUGACCUUCCCUGAGAACUUGAAUAUUAGGAGUCUUGGAGACAUGGUCAAGGGCAAAAACAACCUGAUUUCUGCCAGCUCCUCCUUGAAGAAACCAUGUAAUUUGCCAUACACAUCCCCCAUGAUGAUACCAGUUCUCUUAGACACCAGCUUUACCUACCCCAGCAGGGAGGACCACAUCAUUCGACCAUGCUUUGUUACUACUGAGGAUAGCCAUCUCCCUCCAGUCCUUGCUUGAGUAGGGGACAGUCGGCCCACAGUAACACAGGGAAGGGAUGGCCACGAGUGGUCUCAGCCAGCUAGCCUGAUAGUACCUGCAGGGAAGUAAGCUCUCAAACCAACAGUGGUUUUGGGCAGGGGAUAGGAGGAGUCCUGGGGUGAUGGAUGUAAGGCUACUGGGCAGAACACUUAAUGACAUUUCUUGGUGAGACAUAUUCAUCCAAGUAGGUCUCCCUUGGCUUGCCCCUUCCCCCACGAUGUCUGGCUGGUUUCACGCCUCUGGCCCCUGCAGGAAGGAAGCUAUUGGCCACGUGUUUGGGUACUAACCCUCGAAAGCCUUUCACCUGCGGCCCACUCCAAAGCCUGGUCCCGACAGAGGGCGCCACGCUUCCUCCCUGCAGACCUAGGGAAGUGGAGGGACGUAGGUAACUGCCAUUCCACACCGCUAGCCAGCAAGCGCACCAAGGUCCCCUGAGGGUCAGGGCCAGCCUAGGUGAGCAGACACGAUUCCUGUGCCAUAGCCUCCCGGCACCACUACAUCUUAUAGGGAAAUAGGCCAGGGGCUGAUUUAAGCCAUGCUACAUAGCCAGAGAUGGGGGCUUUCCCCAGAGCUUGAAACUCGGGCUCCUAGAACCCGGCUGCUAGGGGUACAAUUCUCCAAUCAAUAAGUUCCUGUCCGAGGGGGACGGCCGAGAUGGCCAAUCAGAGGGUCCUGGUCAGAAAGGCGGAGCCUGCCAAUCAAGGGUGCGGGUAGUGGAGUGGCGGAAACGAUCCAGCCUUGCCCGCUGGGGGCGCGCCUUGACGCGCCGGGAUGGGAGUGGGAACUGCGCUUACGAGCCAGCACCCCGUUUCUCAGCUGCCUCAGUUUCCCUGGGAAUUGGAAGUGACCCAGGGCCGGGACCCUGAUAGAAAGGAAACCAGCCGGAGGUGGGCUCGGGAGGCUGCCUGGUGGAGGUGGUGCUGGCUUGGGGGCGGGGCCUCCUUAGCCCCGCCCCCGCAGCGACUGCUUAGCCUGGCUUUGCCGGGCGCGCAGCCUCCAGUGCAGCUGGCUCCGGGCUAUGGACACCCCCGGGGCCCCGACCGCGGCUCCGCGCCCGGGCAAGAAGGAGCUGAAGAUCGUAAUCGUGGGUGACGGCGGCUGCGGUAAGACGUCGCUGCUCAUGGUGUACAGCCAGGGCUCCUUUCCCGAGCAGUACGCCCCGUCAGUGUUUGAGAAGUACACGGCCAGCGUGACAGUGGGCAACAAGGAGGUGACCCUGAACCUCUACGACACGGCCGGGCAGGAAGACUACGACCGGCUGCGGCCCCUCUCCUACCAGAACACCCACCUUGUGCUCAUCUGCUAUGAUGUCAUGAACCCCACCAGCUAUGACAAUGUCCUCAUCAAGUGGUUCCCUGAGGUCACACAUUUCUGCCGAGGGACCCCCAUGGUGCUCAUCGGCUGCAAGACAGACCUGAGAAAAGAUAAGGAGCAGCUGCGGAAGCUCCGGGCGGCCCAGCUGGAGCCCAUCACCUACACACAGGGCCUGAGUGCUUGCGAGCAGAUCCGAGCUGCGCGCUACCUGGAGUGUUCUGCCAAGUUCCAGGAGAACGUGGAAGACGUCUUUCGAGAAGCCGCCAAGGUGGCCCUCAGUGCUCUGAAGAAAGCACAGCGGCGGAAACAACGCCGGGUAUGCCUGCUGCUGUGACACAGGCACAGGCCUCAAGACAGGACUAAUAGGGUCAGGGACCCAGGCCUAGACCACUCCUAGGAUUCUGCCCCGUCCCUAUCCCUGUGGCACCUGGGACCUCAGGCUGCACUCUUAGAACAUUCUGGAACUCUCUCCUUUCUGUGAACUUACCUUCGGGUUCACAAAGAGUGUAGCAGUGAUUGAGGGAGCCGGAUACAUGUCCCUCUACCCUGGAACCAGCUUUUGUUCCCAAGACUCAGGAGGGCCCUAUCAUGGUCUCCCCCUUGUUUGUCCCCCUUUGCACACCUAAUUCAUGCUUAAAACGUAGGACUUCAUGUGAGUAUGUGGGGAUUUGGCACCCUCCACACGGUGCCCCUCAAACUUGCUGCUUCCAUGUCACCCUCCUCCCUGGCCUCCCAAGAUAGGUAUGGCUGCAUCCUCCAGCCUCUUCCUUCUUUCCCCCAGACCUCCAGGGCCACCACAGGGCCAGGGCCUAUCAGGAGAACACAGGCAACAGCCCUGGAAGUGAGGCUGGCACUAGACCCUCCCUCUUCCUCUUCCUCCUCUGUCCCACACAGCGGAACUCGGCUUUUAGAUUGGGCACCAUCAUGUAUGCCCAGGGGAGAAAAAAGUGAUCUCUCAAAAGGUCAGAUGCCCUGGGUCACCCCCUGACCCCUAUUCCAGGUCUUACCUCUGGACCCUACUCACACCCCACCAGGGACUCGGGGUGAAAAGUGCCUGGGGAGACCUCUGUUCUCUCCUGGGAUUGUCUCCCAUCUUCAAGGGCCCAGGAGGGGGCCAUUUAAAUAGGCUUUCCACAUGCCCCUCACAGCCUGCUUGUAUCAGGAUGUGGAGCUCAGAACUGCUCAUCCUGGUCUCCUUCGAGUACUGACAUCAAAACCCCUGUCCACGCAGGCCCAUAGCCUGCCUGUGUCCCUGCCAGCCAGCUGCCUACACCCUGAACCUUUCAGAAGGUCUGGGAUUGGGCAUCCAGGACUUUUUAAACAAGUGCCCAGUGGCUCUAAUGCCUGAGACAGCUGUGUGGUUGUGAGUGAACCUAAGAGUCAGUGUUGCCUGAAAUGGUACCAUGAUCUUGGCCGGCAUCUGUUCUCCCUAGUGCUGCCUGCCUCAGUCCCUUCCAGGGAAGUCAGGGUGCCAGUGAAAGAGACUUCUGAAAACCACCCCACCAGGUUCCCCAAGGCCCUGCUGUCCCCUGGGGAGUCAUCCACGGACCUCUCGUUCUCACAGAAUGCAAGGCCUUAUGGACAAAUGAUGGUUUAGGGUGGAGGUCGGCAAACUAUGGCUGCAGGCUACAUCUGGCUACCAUCUAUUUUUGUAAAUAAAGUUUUAUUGGCAUCGCCAAACCCA
Marmota monax (woodchuck) is the source of this 9172-nucleotide messenger RNA. RefSeq names its product ras homolog family member F, filopodia associated (gene Rhof). Bases 7193 to 7822 code for a protein of 209 amino acids. Lineage: Eukaryota; Metazoa; Chordata; Mammalia; Rodentia; Sciuridae. The record is from RefSeq and is a predicted model, not a curated record. Gene Ontology annotation, biological process: small GTPase-mediated signal transduction; cell migration. Gene Ontology annotation, molecular function: GTPase activity; GTP binding. The transcript has 7 exons.